CUAGGAUGAUGGUGGGUGGGCGGAGCACCGAGCAGCGCAAAUAAACCCACUCUGAAAUCACCAGGGUCGUGGACCAAAAUUGCGAAAACUGCCGAAUAUACUUUUUAUAUUUGUUCACAUCAUCAUCAUCAUAAAGAGGGAGGAUAGCCCAGGAUGAAUGGUGACUCAGGUGCCGGGGUGGUGACGGCCCCCCCUCCCACCACAGCCCCGCACAAAGAGGGGUACUUUGACCGGGUGGAUGUAAGCGACCCGCUCUACCAGAGGGAGAGAAACCUGGCGCCUGACCUGCGGCAGGACUUCAACAUGAUGGAGCAGAAGAAGAGGGUCUCCAUGAUACUGCACAGCCCUGCGUUCUGCGAGGAACUGGAGACGAUGAUCCAGGACCAGCUGAAGAAAGGGAAAACGCCCACGAGCCUGUUGGCUCUGCAGCAGAUUGCUGACUUCAUGACCACCAGCACGCCUUCCAUGUAUCCCGCUACACCACAAGGAGGCAUGGCAGCGCUCAACAUGAGUUUGGGCAUGGUGACUCCAGUCAAUGACCUGCGUGGCUCAGAUUCUACUUCCUAUGAUAAGGGCGAGAAGCUACUUCGCUGCAAACUGGCUGCUUUCUACAGGCUCACAGACUUAUUUGGCUGGUCUCAGCUCAUUUACAACCACAUCACAGUCAGGGUGAGCUCAGACAAGGAGCACUUCAUGAUUGUCCCUUUUGGGUUUCUGUACAGUGAGGUCACUGCAUCCAGCCUGGUGAAGAUAAACUUACAAGGUGAGAUUGUGGACCGGGGCAGCACCAACCUUGGGGUCAAUAAGGCUGGCUUCAAUCUCCACUCUGCCAUCUACGCUGCCCGGCCCGAUGUCAAGUGCAUCGUACAUUUCCACACAGCAGCAGGUGCUGCGGUGUCAUCCAUGAAGUGUGGCCUGUUGCCCAUCUCGCCUGAGGCACUGGCACUGGGUGAGGUGUCCUACCAUGACUACUAUGGUAUUCUGGUGGAUGAUGAAGAAAAAGUUCUUAUACAGAGGAAUCUGGGGCCAAACAGCAAGGUUCUAAUCCUGAGAAAUCAUGGAUUGGUGUCUAUGGGUGAAACAGUGGAGGAAGCUUUUUAUUACAUCCAUAACUUAGUCACUGCCUGUGAGAUCCAGGUGCGAACGCUGGCCAGCGCUGGAGGGCCAGAUAAUCUGGUUAUGCUCAACCCGGCAAAAUAUAAGGCACGUCCACGAGUCCCUGAGCCAGCCGGUGAUGGGUCCACUACACACCCCAAGUGGCAAGUCGGGGAGCAGGAGUUUGAGGCUUUCAUGAGAAUGCUGGAUAACCUGGGCUAUAGGACAGGCUAUCCUUACCGCUGCCCGGCAUUACGAGACAAAUCUAAAAAGUUCAGUGACGUGGAGAUCCCUCCCUCCUCCCACGGUGGUUACUCAUACGGGGAGGACAGUGACUCAGGUGCACGCUCCCCACUGAAACACAGCUUCCAGUGUGGCCAGCGUGACAAGACCCGCUGGAUCAAUGCCAGCGGUCGGCCCGAUGAGCCCUAUGAGGACGGGCCCGAAGGCGGCAGCCCCAAGUCCAAGCCUAAGGUGUGGACGAACAUAACACAUGAUCACGUCAAACCCUUGCUGCAGUCUCUCUCGUCCGGUGUCUGCGUGCCAAGCUGUAUAACCAACUGCUUGUGGACAAAAGACGAUGGACUUCGCCAGGCUGCUGUAGCUAAUCAGUUCAUCCCGUUGAACACCAACCCAAAAGAGGUCCUGGAAAUGAGAAAUAAGAUUCGGGAGCAGAACCUGCAGGACAUAAAGACAGCAGGGCCACAGUCUCAGGUUCUGUGUGCUGGCACUGUGGUAGAACGCUCCUAUAGCCAGGACGCCCCUCUGUCAGACUGUACAGACACUAUUGAUGGCCUCGAUGUGUCCGAGGGGUCCUAUAGUCCUGCUAAAUCAAUUAGAAAGGGGGAACUAGUGACAGCAUCCAAGGCCAUCAUUGAAAAAGAGUACCAGCCCAAAGUUAUUGUCAGCAAGCAGGGUCCCAACCCCUUCACCAAAUUCACUGACCAGGAGCUGGAGGAGUACCGCCGAGAGGUUUCGCUCAAACAGAGAGGGCUUGAAGAUCAAGAUCAGUUAGAAGGUCCGGAGGAAGCUAAGGAUCCGAGACCCACAAGUACACCACCCAGCACUCCUGUCAGAGCAGAGGAAGAGUCCUUACCGGAGCAAACCUGUAAGGACGAGAGUGAUGCCGCCACCCUGAGACAGACCCUCCCCGACUUGUCGCCUGAUGACCCCUCCGACGUGCCGCCACUUCCUGCCGAAGACCCAGCCCCUGCUGCCCCAGAUGCUGCCGAGGGGGAGGAGCCCGGCGAUGCCGGUGACCAGGAAGGAGAUGAGUCUCCCAGCAAGUCCCCCUCCAAAAAGAAAAAGAAGUUCCGCACGCCUUCCUUCUUAAAGAAAAACAAAAAAAAGACAGAGUCUUAGAUUGGAGAACGUUGGAUUGGUCCUUGAAGCGGGCCUGUGUUUUAUUUAGCUUUU
Molecule: messenger RNA, 2511 nt
Organism: Thalassophryne amazonica
Lineage: Eukaryota; Metazoa; Chordata; Actinopteri; Batrachoidiformes; Batrachoididae
Gene: add1
Product: adducin 1 (alpha)
Exons: 16
Coding region: 154-2457 (767 amino acids)
Biological process (GO): barbed-end actin filament capping; positive regulation of adherens junction organization; positive regulation of establishment of endothelial barrier
Cellular component (GO): cytoskeleton; postsynaptic density; focal adhesion
Molecular function (GO): actin filament binding
Source: RefSeq, a predicted model, not a curated record